Mycotypha africana is the source of this 995-nucleotide messenger RNA. Its product is annotated as putative ribosomal protein S15. Gene Ontology annotation, biological process: ribosomal small subunit assembly; translation. Gene Ontology annotation, cellular component: cytosolic small ribosomal subunit; ribosome. The transcript has 3 exons. Gene Ontology annotation, molecular function: structural constituent of ribosome. The record is from RefSeq and is a predicted model, not a curated record. Lineage: Eukaryota; Fungi; Mucoromycota; Mucoromycetes; Mucorales; Mycotyphaceae. Bases 432 to 872 code for a protein of 146 amino acids.
GGGAAGAUGUACAGGCUUCGUAACAUGUUCUCCAUGCACAAGAAGUCAGUGAUAUUAUGCCUCACUUAUUGAAGAAAUACAUUACUUAAAAAGACCACCGCUCCGACUUUGUAUUCAUCCACACAACCCAUGAAACCUUAAAUGCAUGUUAUAUUUUUCCACUGAAUACACGAAUAAACCCAUGAUACACUUGAUAGGGUAUUUUCUAUUAUUUGCAUUCCAAAAAGUGAGCUCAAGAAAUUUUUUGAUCCAGCAUCAAGUGUUGUACAAAAUUCACGCUGCCUUUAUUUUCUAACCCCGCCGAUCGAUGCUUUCCGGAAAGAAAAUGGGCUUUGCGAUUUACCUUCGGACCUCAAUGAAAGUGCAAAUUGCAAAGAUUGAACAUGACAGAACAGUGAGAGUGUAGUAAAUCCUUCCUUUUGUGCUUUAAUAUGGCUGACGAGCAAGCUACUCAGAGAAAGAGAACUUUCCGUAAGUUUACCUACCGUGGUGUUGACCUUGAACAACUCCUUGACAUGCCUUCUGAGCAAUUCAUGGAAUUGGUUCACUGUCGUGCUCGCAGAAGAUUCCAACGUGGUCUUAAGCGUAAGCCCAUGGGCCUCAUCAAGAAGCUCCGUGCUGCUAAGAAGAACGCUGCUCCCGGUGAAAAGCCUGACGUUGUCAAGACUCACCUUCGUAACAUGAUCAUUGUCCCCGAAAUGAUCGGUUCCGUCAUUGGUAUCUACAACGGUAAGACCUUCAACCAAGUUGAGAUCAAGCCUGAAAUGACUGGUCAUUAUCUUGGUGAAUUCUCCAUCACCUAUAAGCCCGUCAAGCACGGUCGUCCUGGUAUUGGUGCCACUCACUCUUCCAAGUUCGUUCCUCUCAAAUAAGAGAUUCUACUAUUUCUCCUUUUACAACAAAAAUGGAACAGGCGAAGAGUUUAAUUUUAUGUUAUACUCAUAGCACUGAUCCCAUUCUUUUCUUUUUCUGAUGAUCUUCUAUACUUCUUUUUG